AUGGUUCUCGAUCCUAUUACUGCACUUAGCCUUGCGGGCAACGUCCUCCAGUUUGUCGACUUCGGUUCUCGAGUCCUGUGCACAUUUCGUGCCAUCAAGGCUAACGGCGGCCUACCUGAAAUGGAAACACUUGAAACCUUUACGACGGAUGUUUUGGACUUGACUGCGCGAUUGCAGCAAUAUCCGCCCAGCAACAGCAAUCAGGAUGCAACUAGUUGGGAGAUUGGCAUUCUGAAAGCGAAUGAACGAUGUCAACGUGCCGCUAAGAUCCUGGUGGACGCGGUUGAGAAGAUAAAGAAACUCCACACCGAGCGUUUUGGGGCUAUUCGGCAGGCGUUUUCUUCGGUGGUCAAAGGGAGGGAAAUCAGUGCUCUUGCGCGAGAUCUCGAAACGGCGAAAACCGAACUCACUCUCCAUCUUGUUGCAUAUCUGAGCGCCCAACAUGACACCGACCUUGAAGAGUUGCUUCGUGCGAGCAAAACUGCCGAAGCCGCUCUGUUGAAGGCGGCAAGGAGCGACCAUGAGGAUAUCAGCUACCAACUAGACAGGCUGAAAGCAGUUAUUAAAGAAGAAAAUUCGGCCACUCAGAAGGCCAUAGGCGACUGGCAGUCAUCUUUUGGCUGUGAAUUGGCUGUGAAGUUAACGGGGAUCGCUGAGAACACCAGGCAGCAGGUGACAGAGGAAGCUCAGAAUAGGAUGCUGAUCAGCUUGUACUUUGUGCAGUGGGGAGACAGGGAGGCCAUGAUAUCUGAAGCUCACAAAUCAACCUUUGCAUGGAUAUUUGGUGAAGAGUUUGUGUCUUCAUUGAAGGAAACAAUAUUCACAGAUUGGCUGGAAAAUGACCAGCCCAAACAGGGCUUGUUCUACAUUAGAGGCAAGCCUGGGGCGGGGAAGUCAUGUCUUAUGCGCUAUUUGACCAGGCAUUCUCAACUGACGACUUCCUUGCGAAAAUGGGCUGGCUCGAGGAGACUACUUUUGGCAAGCUGCUUCUUCUGGAGGGCCGGGACACCACUCCAGAAAUCUCUGACGGGGAUGCUUAGAGUCCUCUUGUACCAGCUUCUCAAGCAGGAACCGUCGCUUAUGCGGAUCGCACACCCAGAGCGCUGGCAUACCUACUACUAUGGACAAGCGGAUUUGGACGACUGGUCGGAACAAGAGCUCACAGCUUCUAUUGCCCGUCUUUUCAGUCUGGCUUCUGGCUCUUUUCGGUUUGUGAUCUUAGUCGAUGGCCUGGACGAAUAUGAAGGUACGGAAUCACAGCGGCAAAACCUGGUCAAUAUGUUCGUCCGCAUCGCUUCGGAGCAUGACAAUGUAAAGAUAUGCGUCUCAAGUCGGCCGUGGCCUGUUUUCCAGGAAGGACUCAAACGGUUUUCGAGCCUCAAUCUCGAAGAUUUGACCAGAAAGGAUGUUGCCACUUAUGUGCGAGAUCAUUUCGAGGAGGAUGUGCAUUUUAGGGAGUUACGUGCCAUCAAACCUACGCAAUGCGACGAUCUCCAAUCCCAGAUCGUGGACAAGGCACAGGGCGUUUUCCUCUGGGUCAUCCUCGUUGUCCGAGAUAUGCUACAGCGUCUGCAAAACGGGGCAACAAUCACAAAACUUUUCCAAAGACUCGACAUGCUCCCUGCCGAGUUGGAUCACUUCUUCAUGCAAAUUGUCCAAUCGAUUGUUGCAUCGGAGCGCGCUGAUGCGGGAAAGAUUUUUCAGAUCGUGACAGCGCUACCAAAGGCGCACAGGACAGUGCUAGCCUUGUCGUUUACAGAGGAAGAGCACGUUGACUUUGCAUUGCAUCUCGAAGCCGAUGAUCUGGUGGAGCAAGCGAUUCAUCAGCGCAUAUCCUCAACAAAGCGACGACUUAACAGCAGAUGCAAGGGCCUCCUCGAAAUAGGAGCGGAGAUUAAGCGAGCAAGAUGGGUUGACUGGCAAGUUGAAUUCCUACACCGUACUGUCUACGAUUUCUUCUGUCAGAGCGAACUUUUGCGCACCCGACUCAGCGCAUACACCAGUGGCAGCGUAGAUGUGUCGCGGUACAUGUGUAAUGCGUCACUUGUGGAGUUUCUUGCUUUGGCAGAUACAGACAGCCUCCGAGCGAUGCACACGGAGGCUGGCGAAGACGGUAUUGCCACCGCAGUAACCUUCCUCCAAUAUUCCUCGCAGAACGACCGUGAAUCUGGUUCCGUGCCAUUCAGCCUUUUGACGGUCUUUCGACAACGGCUGAUUGCAAAAUGGGAUCCUUGGGGUUUGCGGGAUUGCGCGAGAGUAGUCAUGUUCCAGAAAAUGUUCAGUCAAUGGCGCUCUGUCCAUCCGCUCACGCACUGGCAAGGGGACAGAGGGUCUUUCUUGGGGUUGGCAGCCCAAUUCGGCUUGACUCGCUUCCUACGCGCACAGUUAGACGCAAGCUUUGUGGGGAACUUGGACAGGCUGCUCGAUCUCGCGCUGGAGCCUGUUCUCAUAUUCCAGCAGGAGAGGGUAACGCCUUCAUCUGAAAUUGUGGCUCUAUUGCUCGAACGCGCCCGGAAGCCUCUGACCGAUUUCUACGGCCGCGCAUCUCAGGUCAGGUUGGAAGACAAGGCGGCAAAGAUGAUCAGCCUCUUGGCUCGGUACAGCAAGCAAUUUCCAGACGGAAAAAUGGACGAGGCCUGGGCAGACGUGGUCGCUUUGCUCAUUGAUUACGGUCUGUUCCGUGUGCCACCGGUUUUUGGCAGGGAAGUCCAGAGUAAGACGUUAGAAUUCCUCGGGACGGAAGCCAGAGAGUGCUUGAGGGCUAACUUUGAGCCUGCCCAAGUGGAGAGACUGGAGGAUCUGAUAUUUAGGAAAGAAUACGAGUUUGUCAACACCAUAGAUGUACCACCGAGAUAG
This is a messenger RNA of Fonsecaea nubica, 2856 nucleotides long. RefSeq lists its product as hypothetical. The coding region runs from base 1 to 2856 and encodes 951 amino acids. The record is from RefSeq and is a predicted model, not a curated record. NCBI's taxonomy places the organism in Eukaryota, Fungi, Ascomycota, Eurotiomycetes, Chaetothyriales, Herpotrichiellaceae. The transcript has 2 exons.